CUUUUCCUGCUGGCACUCGCCUCCUCUUCUUCUUCUCUUCGUCUCUACUUUUCUACGUCCUGCCUUCAUCCUCAAGCCGCCGACGUCAGGGGAACGUUUCAAUCCCCUCUUAUAUUCAGGUUAAUCUGAUUAUGAAGAUUUCCUCUGAGACGCCUUUUUGUCAAUGACAGCCAAGAUGGAGACUCCUUUCUACCACGACGACUCCCGCUUGGCUGAAGUCGUCCCCGGCUUCAGCCAGAUCGCAGAAUACGAGCGUUACCCGGGAAGCAAGAUGCUGAUGAAUAAGAAGGUCAUGUCAAUGGUGGGCAGUCAUCACUUCCCAGGUGGUGGUGCAGCAGGAGCCAGGGGCGGAAACCACCACAACCUGGGGCUCGCCGGCAACAGCUCCUUGAUGACAUCAGCGGCGCCAUCGUCGGACAUGAAUCUGCUGAAGCUGGCGUCCCCUGACCUGGAGCACCUGAUCAUCCAGUCCAACCAGGGACUGGUCACCACCUGUCCCGUGUCGAACUCCAACAAUCCCUUCAUGUACCGCAACCAGGCCACCAACGAGCAAGAAGGAUUUGCUGAUGGCUUUGUCAAAGCGCUCGCCGACCUUCACAAGCAGAACCAGCUGGUGGGAGGCGGCUCCAUGUCCCCGUCCUCGUCCUCCGCCGCCUCCCUGCAGACAUCCUACCAGAGGAACCUGAUGUCCAGCGGAGACAUGCCAGUCUACACCAAUCUCAGCAGCUACAACCCAGGCCAGGUGACGUACCCUGUGGGGCAGAUGGCGUACGGUAGCACCUCAGGCCAUGGUGGUGGUGGAGCCCCUCAACACCACGCCCGAGGCAUGGACGCCCCUCAGACUGUCCCUGAGGUGCCUCAACCACCAGGCGACCCCACAUCCCCACCCUCCCUCUCCCCGAUAGACCUGGAGACACAGGAACGGAUCAAAGCAGAACGCAAGAAGCUCCGCAACCGCAUCGCCGCGUCCAAGUGCCGCAAGCGGAAGCUGGAGCGGAUCUCGCGGCUGGAGGAGAAGGUGAAGGUUCUUAAGAACCAGAACUCGGACCUGGCCUCCACUGCCGCCAUGCUGCGGGAGCAGGUUGCGCAGCUAAAACAGAAGGUCAUGAGUCACGUCACCAACGGCUGCCAAAUCGCUGUUGGCUCGGCCACUGCAAAGUCUGGAGGAGGAGGGGGAGGCACCGGCAGCGAGGACUCCAGCUGCUGAGGAGGCGGGACACCAGGAGAAUGUGCGUGGGAAAAUAAACCGAUAGGUCGAGAGGCCGAGGGUUUACUUUGACCAUUUUGUCGUUUUGCUCGAACUCUCGGUCAGAGCGAGGCAGAGAGCGAGACGUCAACGAUGCCUCAACAGGACAGAUGGACGUUUAACGGGAUUUAUGUAGCCCCGUAAACCGCUGUCAAUCACCCAGCCAGAGGGGGGCGGGGCUUAGAGGAGAGAGAGGAGACAGAAGCACAUGAGCUCAAGUUCUGACGUUUAAUUUUUUAAGAGGAGAUGGGGGCUAAUUUAAUUUGAAGGGACUGUGUAUGUGAACAGGCACAUUUAAUUGACAGGUGAACUACAUUUACUGACGGAUUUUUCAAUUUUUAUUUUCAGAUGUCAUCUCAGUAAAUAAACUGUACUGGAAACAAUGGAAGCAGUGUCCCACCACUGAUUUUAUUCUAAGUUACAGUAAAAACAUUGUUUGAAUAACUAACAUGUUAAAAUUAUUUUUUACAGUGUGAAGUUGAUCUUUUAUUAUUUAAUACAGAAUUGAGGAGAUUGCUUAUAAAAAGUAAUCAAAAUAUUUAAAUCUAAAUUAUUGUGGAAAUAAUCAGAUUACUUUGAGUUACAGAGUGAGAACUGAAAAUUCCAUUUUCUUGUCAUAAUUUACAAUAAUCAGCGUCAGGAGAUUCAGGAGAGUGUCAAAGAGACAAUUUCAACACAACUUUUCCAAAUCCAGGAAAACUUUGUUCAAAAUGGCCGAUACUGCAGUUUUGUUUUGUAAUCCGAUUACUGUAAUCUCUUUGCUUUUAUUUUUAAUUUUUUUACUACAAUCCCACUCUGUGUUCACGCAGCUGAAGGACCAUCACUUUACAAAAAAGACUUGGACAACCCUGUUUUUACAAUAACUAGUUAUGGUUGUGAUAGAUUUAUGCAAUCUGAUUAAUGCAAUCUCUUUACAUGUCUGUAAAGCUCAGCUGUGGUUGGUAAUAAUCCAGUGACUGUUAAAAAUGUUGAACUGUGUUUCUGUGUUUUCUUCGUCUGUUGUUGCUGGAUGUUAAAAAAAAAAAACCUUUAAAGUUAUGUCUUCAUGAGGAAAUAGU
Molecule: messenger RNA, 2304 nt
Organism: Sander lucioperca (pikeperch)
Lineage: Eukaryota; Metazoa; Chordata; Actinopteri; Perciformes; Percidae
Gene: june
Product: JunE proto-oncogene, AP-1 transcription factor subunit
Exons: 1
Coding region: 164-1207 (347 amino acids)
Biological process (GO): regulation of cell cycle; regulation of transcription by RNA polymerase II; regulation of cell population proliferation
Cellular component (GO): transcription regulator complex
Molecular function (GO): transcription factor binding; DNA-binding transcription factor activity, RNA polymerase II-specific; RNA polymerase II cis-regulatory region sequence-specific DNA binding
Source: RefSeq, a predicted model, not a curated record